Vespa mandarinia (Asian giant hornet) is the source of this 1751-nucleotide messenger RNA. It is a transcript of the gene ato, whose product is annotated as atonal. The record is from RefSeq and is a predicted model, not a curated record. Lineage: Eukaryota; Metazoa; Arthropoda; Insecta; Hymenoptera; Vespidae. Gene Ontology annotation, molecular function: E-box binding; protein dimerization activity; DNA-binding transcription factor activity, RNA polymerase II-specific. Gene Ontology annotation, biological process: axon development; positive regulation of transcription by RNA polymerase II; sensory organ development. Gene Ontology annotation, cellular component: nucleus.
AAGUGAGAAAACGAUCGAUAGACCGUGAGAAUUUCACACGAAGAAUUUCAUCGGGAGUCACACGAUCUAUGCAACGAGUAACGAAUAUCCCAAAGAAGAUGGCACUCUAACACAGAAAGAGAGAGAGAGAGAGAGAGAGAGAGAGAGAGAGAGAAAGAGAGAAGAGAGAGAGAGAAAGUGAGACUUUCCGAGAGAACGCAAAGCCUACAUUGACGAUCUCUCUUUCUUUUUCCUCCCUUCUCGUGUAGCCAUCGUAGGCGCCGGGCCACCUGUUGCGGUAUCCGAAUGCGUACAGGGCCUGGUCCGCACUUAAGAGUUAACUAAAAAUGUGGUGGGGAUGUUAGACGUUCUCCGAUUGGUUCGGCGGCACGUGCUCCACAAGGGUGCCUGCUCCUCGAAUGCAUAAAGUCCCUGGCGCGCUUUCACAAGACUUCAGAAUCACCCCGAGGGCCGACUCGGUGUGUACGCGUUUAAGAUUAUCGGAAAGGUUUUUGAUCUCGUGGAUGGUACUAUUUUUUCAAUUAGUGUAAUAAAAAAGAAGAACUUUAAAUUUUUUGUCUCUCCAUUAGACUGAAUUAUUUAUUGAUAGAAGAUCUAGGAUCAGUGCAAACGAUCAAGAUCAAAGAGAAGAGGAGCUUUCAGUGUGAUAUCAUACUGAUUCUCAUACUAUGGAACUUCAGGAAAUGUUUCGUUACGGCUAUAUGUUUCCACCACGCGAGGAUGAAGUCGAAACAUGUACGUACUUGGAAUUACCGAAUUAUACCAAAACAAAGUCUGGCUUGCCUCCAGUGAGCACUUUGACUGUACCUCGUUGCGUGUUAUAUGAAAGUAACAGAAGCGACGGCUGGCACACUCCAAGCCCUACGGCGAGUGUACGAUCCGUCAGUCCUGCUACGACACUCUCGAUUUCUUCGGAACCAGAAAUUAAUAUAAUCGGAGGUCCCUCCUAUCGUCUUUUAUCCGGGACAGCGGAAGACCAAAGAUAUACAACCAAGAGAAUGGCUAAUAGUACUGGUUGUGUUGUUGGAAAAACACGAUCCUCGCGUUUGGACACCGUAGAUCUUGGAGAAGAAUUGGAUGUGGACGCUGAUGGGGAAGCUGAACACGAUAAAGCUCAAUCCUGUCGUGGAAGCGUCAUCAGCAACUCUAGUGGUCUUUCGGACAGAACAAUGGAUGCUGAUAGCGAAGACAAUGAAGAGACAAGCGACGGUCCUGAUUCAGUCGGUAAUCCUACUUCUUCUGGACGAGAUACAAGGAGACGAGGCAAAUACGUUAGCUCUACAACGGUUAGGAAACGAAGACUAGCUGCCAAUGCCAGAGAGAGAAGACGGAUGCAGAAUCUUAACAAAGCUUUCGAUAGGUUGAGAGCUUAUCUACCUUCGCUUGGAAAUGAUAGGCAGUUAUCCAAAUACGAAACUCUUCAAAUGGCACAAUCUUACAUCACGGCGCUUUAUGAUCUUUUACAAUAACGAUCAUUUGAUAGGAGUUGCUUCAUCUUGAAUUUUUUUUUCGAAUUUUUAACAGAUUAGAUAUGUAUAAUAUCAAUCAAAUUAAUCGAUAUACUUUGUGGCAAAUGAAAAUAUCAGUAUUAUCUUGAACAAUAGGGUAUCGAAUGAUAAUGAAUUGUUUUUAAAAACGAGAUCACGCAGGUAACAUUACGCGUACAACCUUUCUACAGAUAUCAAUCAUAUCCUCUGUAUAUACUAUCACCCACCGAUAACUUGUAUAUUUUGUACGAUAGUCUGACUAAU